AGAUAUACACCUUGGAAAAAAAUGUUUUUAUACAGCCCCAAACAGACGAGCGCCAUCAACACUAAUGCCUGGGAACUGUCUCCAGAAAUUGAAGUUUAAGUGUCAGAUGGUUGAUAUUUCAGGUGGUUCGAAAAAUGUGUUAACCAAACGAUGUUAUUCCAUACGUUUAAAUUGGUACGAUGCACAACAGACGUGUUUACAAGAAAAAAGUUAUCUUCCAACGUAUACACCAUCAAACGACAUAUGUUUUGCAGAAAAAGACGUUGACGAGAUGAACAAUUGGCACAAUGCUUUCGUAAAAGAAAGAAUUGUUUGGGAAACAGAAAAUAGACCUAGAUUUAGCCCUAAAUGUUUAGCGGUAGAGUUGAGAGAGGAUAAAAAUUAUACAUUGCUGGCUGUUAACUGCACAGACAAAUAUAAGGCACUAUGCGUUUUGAAAUCAACAAUAGAACCUUCAACUCAUUUGAAUGCACAACAAGGAACUACUUACCCAAAUGAUACUGCUGAAAUAACAACGGUAUCUAGCGUACUAGGAUUUUCAAAACAGGAAGACAUAAAGACGACACCAAGUAACCCGGCAGAUGCUGUCAUAUUUGGAUCAGUUGGUGGAGUUACAGGAUUAUUAUUUGUUGUUGCACUCGUCAUUGUGUUCAUCAAGCGAUCGUCGAUUUUGAAGAAGAUCCAGGACAGUACUCAACAAAACAAUUCGCCAUUAUAUGAAAAUGAUAUUGGAUUACAGCAACAAGUCUAUCAGGAUCUUAAUCCAGUCAUAGAAGACAUUAAUUCAACAUAUGAUGUUAUGCAUACAAAUAAUUCCCCAAUGAAUGAACAUGAUAUCGGAUUGGAGAACCAAGUCUAUCAGGAUCUAACUCCAGAUAGAGAAGAAAACAAUACCCCGUAUGAUGAACUCCACAUUAAAAACAAAUGAAAAAUACGUUGUAGAAAUCAAAACAUGAAAUCAUGAGGAUAUACUGAAGAAAUUAACGAUACAUUGAACUUAAAAUAUUGUUGUGGCUUCAUUCUAGUAUUGUACCCGUUUAUUAUUUCAGUGAUUGGACAAUGAUUUACAUGUAGAAAACAAUUAUACUAACUUUAACUGUCCAAUAUUUUUAUGGAUAUACAAAUCGACCCCUGGUGUUGCUCUAAAUAAUCUUAACUUAUAUACAUAUAUGAAGGUAUUUUCUUUCAGAACGACAAGUCAUUCUUUUCCAGAAUCAAUCUGGACGAUACCAUGUUUCAAUGAAAUAUGCUCACAUGCAUAAAAUAAUGACCUGUGUGAGGUCAUUAUUUUUCUUGAUAAAAAUGCAAGCUAUAAUUUACUUUAAAAUUUUAUUCGUCUGAUAGUUUUUUGUUGCCGAUUCGGAAAUUUAUAUUUCAAAGUUCAAACGAUGAUAGAU
This is a messenger RNA of Mytilus trossulus (common blue mussel), 1397 nucleotides long. RefSeq lists its product as uncharacterized. Lineage: Eukaryota; Metazoa; Mollusca; Bivalvia; Mytilida; Mytilidae. Bases 65 to 928 code for a protein of 287 amino acids. The record is from RefSeq and is a predicted model, not a curated record. The transcript has 7 exons.